Penaeus monodon (black tiger shrimp) is the source of this 1561-nucleotide messenger RNA. RefSeq lists its product as uncharacterized. Bases 82 to 984 code for a protein of 300 amino acids. The transcript is spliced from 6 exons. Lineage: Eukaryota; Metazoa; Arthropoda; Malacostraca; Decapoda; Penaeidae. The record is from RefSeq and is a predicted model, not a curated record.
UUCAGUAAAUCUCAGGGUAUAAGUGCAUCCACAUACCAAGUAUCAGCCAAAGUACUUGUUGUGCUCCGAAAAAACAGCAAAAUGAGGAUCACAGAUCGCCCAAUUAUAGUUGGUGCCAUAUUUGGAAUUCUAGUAUUGCUGUUUUACUUUUCGAAGGAAAUGACAUUGAUGGAAAAAUCCAUCAGCUUACUCACAUCCAAAGACUCCAAACAAGGGGAGAAUGAAAGAGCAGCGACCAGCGAACUGCGUGUGCCCGAGGAGUUCCCUUUUCUCUCAGCUCAGGACCCGGUUCUUCUUGAGUAUGUGAAGCAGCGACUCAUACAGCCGCCUGCAGUAGGAGAUUACAACCUCUCGAAGCCCGACGGAAAGCACUUCUCGCAGUACUCGCAGAGUCAGGUCGCCAGUAAACUUCUUGAAGGACUGGAUAAAGGUUUCUUUUUGGAAGCCGGAGCACUGGACGGAGAAGACAAGAGCAACAGCUUGUACUUCGAGAGGGAGCGGUCCUGGACGGGCCUCCUCGUGGAGCCGGACCCUUCCCUGUACAAAACGCUCGUCUCGAAGAAGCGUAAAGCGUUCUCCAUCAACGCGGCCUUCUCGCUCUCCAAUGCGUCGGAUAUGGUCACAUUCUUGCCACGGCGAGGACUUGGCCGCCUGGCACCGGGCAGCACGAAAGGGAUACCUGUGAAGACUGUCCCCAUCGCCACCAUGCUGCAGGCGCUGGGGGUCACUCAGAUCGACUACUUUUCCCUGGACAUUGAGGGAGCCGAGCUGAAAGUUCUCGCGACAUUUCCCUGGGAUAAAGUCAAGAUUCGACUGAUUUGCAUCGAGGUUAACCACGUCGGGUUACGACCUGUGGAUUCCUUCAUGAAGAAACAAGGAUACACGUACGUCGGCAAGUGGCACAUUGACGCGUGGUAUGGGUGGAAGGACCUGCUUCAGGAAACUAUCAAUGUAGAUGAAUAUCCGAAGGAGUUAACUCCGUAGGGUUUCAGUCUCUUUCGGUCUUGUGUUGUGAUAAGUUUUAGAUAGAUAUUUGUUUAGAAUAUACUAUUGUAUGGGCUUUUGACAAUCUUGUUCUAUGUUCAAAAUGUUUAUCUGAUACUAAAACACCAGCGGUUCUCUGCUUUCAUGUCAAAUUCCAUUGUUAAGUUAAAUUUUAACGUAUAAAACGUAAACCUCGGCAAACGGUUAUUUUUGCCAUUCUGCAUAAUCUGAAGUUGUUUAAAUUGAAAUAUUCUAUUCUUUAAUAUUAUGUGACCCAGGGUAACCCUCCGAAAAAGGAUGUUAAAUAUCUUUUUUUUUUUUUUAAACUAUCGCGAUACUUUGUGGCGUUUUGAUAUUUGCUUUGAGUUUAUCUAGUACCAUUAGAUCAGUGAUCAGUGGUAUAGUGUAAUAUUUUUUGUACGUUUUGUAUUUCAUUGAGUGAAGGUAAAUUAAUUGCUCUUGAUCAGGUUAGUUAAGUAUAUAAUGAAUAUUUGAGGUUUUAAUGUGUUUUUGCAAUUUCUAUUAAGAUGCAUUUGUGAAGUGACAUAUUAAAGUUAAUUACACAUUUACAAGUUCA